AUACCUAUAACCUAAAGUGCGCCGGUUGCAGUCUGUGUGUGACAUUUAACUACAGCAGUCUCUCAUAGUUUGAUCAUAUCUACUUCCCCCACUAGUUAUAUAGAGAUAGCAACAGAAGAAGAAGAGGAAGAAGAAGGAGAAGAAGAAGCCAAUACGGGGAGUGUAAAACCCCGAUCGCAUCACACGGAGACCUGCGAAGAUCAGCCACCAGCGGCUCGAGCGUGAAGCGCUGCCGCUCGGAGUAAAGAAGCGGAGACAUAAAGUCAGCAUAGAAAUGGCAGGUAUAGUCACUUGGUUUUGGAAUGAAAGAUUCUGGCUCCCUCACAAUGUAACCUGGGCAGACUUAAAAAGCACAGAUGAGGCGACCUUCCCCCAAGCCGAGGAUCUGUACCUGGCGAUCCCUUUGGCGGUCUGCAUCUUCAUGGUCCGCCUGCUCUUUGAAAGGUUUAUCGCAAGGCCUUGUGCCUUAGGAUUACAGAUUCAAGGCAAUGGACCGCAGAGAGCCCAGCACAAUGCCAUUCUGGAGAAGGUCUUCACUGCAAUCACCAAGCACCCGGACGAGAAGAGGCUGGAGGGCCUUUCCAAGCAGCUUGACUGGGACGUGCGGCCCAUUCAGCGCUGGUUUCGACAGCGGCGCAACCAGGAGAAGCCCAGCACCCUGACACUGUUCUGCGAGAGCAUGUGGAGAUUCACGUAUUACCUCUACAUAUUCACCUACGGAGUACAAUUCCUGAACAAAACCACAUGGAUAUGGAAUACCAAAUACUGCUGGUACAGUUACCCUUAUCAGCCUCUGACUGUGGACCUUCACUACUACUAUGUCCUCCAGCUUUCCUUCUAUUUAUCCAUGCUGUUCAUGCAGUUUACAGACAUCAGGAAGAAGGACUUUUUACUCAUCCUGAUGCAUCACCUGGCAACCAUUUUGCUGGUUACCUUCUCCUAUGUUAAUAACAUGGUGCGCGUGGGAUCCCUGGUCAUGUGUCUCCAUGAUGCUGCUGACGUCCUGAUGGAGGCAGCUAAAAUGGCGAACUACGCAAAAUGCCAAAGAGUAUGCAAUGUCAUAUUUGUCAUGUUUGCGUUGGUCUUUGUAAGUUCCAGACUGGGUGUUUAUCCUAUCUGGGUUUUAAACACCACCUUGUUUGAAAGCUGGGAGAUCAUAGGCCCGUACCCUUCCUGGUGGGUGUUCAACUCCCUGUUGCUGCUACUCCAGGUGCUGCAUGUCUUCUGGUUUUACCUCAUAGUGAGGCUUCUCUGCAGGGCUGUCUCUAGGGGCAAGGCGGGGAAGUGGAAUCCCUUACAUGUGUCGAAAGACGCCCACACUCACACAGAGUCCAGCUCUGAAGAGGACGACGUCCCCGUCGUCGCUCAGAAGCUCCAGCACGGCACUACCGACGCUACAAACGGGACCAACGGCUAUCUCCCGGGACCAGGGUCUCUGGACGAACACUGACUAGCCCUAUCUGUGGAAGUUACUGCAGACAUCACUACUCGAUGACCCCCCCCCCCCCACAGCUGUAAGGACCAUUUCACACCCGAAGCUCCUGGCAGCAUUUGCUAAGACAGUCUGGAUUUCCCUUUCAUGUUUCCUUUCUCAUUAAUUUCUCGGUUUAUAUACUUCAAGUCAAAUUUAAAUAGACCAUUGAAGCAUUCUUGUGCAGCGCCUCUUUUUACAAUCUAAUGAAGGCAUCCCAGAUCUUUCAUGCACACCGGCUGUGUAUUGAUAUUUGACAUUGCAGAAAUGGGGGUUUUUGUUCACUUUUUUAAUGUUAUUUAUUCUUACAUGUUCAAAAACUGUUGACAGAAGGGAUUUUAUUUUGUUUCCAAUGCAUUUUAAUCACUGGAUUAUCAGUGGCGCUGCAGACUGAGAUCACAAUCUGGCCACUGUUUUAUUCAGUAUUCAGUCAGUUCAGUUCAGUAAAGCCGAUAUUGGUCAUGUCUCUGGUUGAUCACACAAGGUACAGAUUACUGCCCCCCCCCCCCCAAUCGAUUUGAGAUUUUAAACAUUUACAGUUCUAAUCUACUACUCCGAUUUUUUUUAUAUAUAAUUAUUUUUAAAAGGGUAGCACUAAUAUAACAGUAUUAUUUGUAUGUAUUUCAUAGAGAUACAUUUAUGACUGUUACAUAAAGCUUCAUCAAACAGUUGUAAACAGUAAAUGAAGUCGGAAAGCUUUUCAAAUGCUUUUAAUUUGUCAUUUACUGUUGUUAUUCUGACAUGACUGACUAUCGCUAUGAUUAUUAUAGUUAUUGGGAAUGACUUGCUGUUAUUUCAGAAGAAAUGUAAUUAUCCUAUUAAAGCAUAUUUGCUAGUGCUUAUCCAAGACAUCAAAAAUCAAUGGUCUGUAACAAAACAAUGUAUAUCUUUUUGGUCCAAAAGAUGAAAAUAUGCGCAGCAUAUUAAUCAGUAGCGCACUGAAAUUUGUAGGAAGACAUGUUUAUUGCUUUAAUUUGAAUUAGUCAAAACAAAUUUCUAAUUUUAAGAAACGUCGCCUUGAGAUUGCCAAUCUUCCUGUCUGCUGUUACCAAGGUCGCCAUCAUGAGAGUCAUUGCUUUGCAGAUUCCCCCGAUCCGCUCAGAUCUAGCCAGCUGUAGUUGUGAAAUGCUGCACUCUGUGUAUUAUACGCUGUCACCCUUACUAUUAAGUAGUCAUUCUCCAAAUGAAGUAAGUGGUCAGGACAAAUUCCAGGCUCUCUAUGCACCGUAUGUUCAUGUCACCCCGACUGAAAUUAGCAUAACAUAACAUUUACCUGCCAUUUCCUCAAGAAGACCCAAGAGUCUGUGAAUAAAUCAGUUUGCAGUGGGUUGGUGUCGUACUGCUUUCACUGAAGCUGCCUGGUUGUUCUUCACCGUUUUUAUUUGUCAUAUACAUUUUCUUCUCUGAAGCCAGCACUGGACUUUGUGUUCUAUCAGCUCAUUGCCAGGACCAGAUGUGUCUCUGCAUGCUGUGUGAUGUGGUCAGUAGUAAUACAGAUUUAUUAUCCAA
Molecule: messenger RNA, 2980 nt
Organism: Paramormyrops kingsleyae
Lineage: Eukaryota; Metazoa; Chordata; Actinopteri; Osteoglossiformes; Mormyridae
Product: ceramide synthase 6
Biological process (GO): ceramide biosynthetic process
Cellular component (GO): membrane
Molecular function (GO): DNA binding; sphingosine N-acyltransferase activity
Source: RefSeq, a predicted model, not a curated record